UUUGGUAAUACAAACACUGGUUGUAAUUGUAAAUAGGUAUGUAGUUAACUAAAUACAUAAAGACUGAUAACAAUGUAAUGGAAUUAAAUCUCAACAUCAUUAGCAAGAACUUUCUCUUAACGACGACAUGACGCUCCACUCCAGUGACCACGUACCGGCUGCGUGCGUCUGACGUCACAGAGUUUACUCCAACCUGUCGAUUAUCGUGGUAGAAGCGCGCAUUGUUUAUCAUGUUAUUUUGAUCUGACCGACCUUUCCAAUCCCAUUUAUAAAUACACAGUGGUUAGUUGUAGUUCUGUUAAAGUUUACAUCUAUUUUGUGGGAAAUGUGUGCAAAACCUGAAAUACGUAUAGUGACUUAUAUGUGUCCGACGCAUCCGGUGCAGCUGUAUGAGCUGAUUAUGCAGCUGUUGGAAGAAGCUAUGGGCUGUAAUACCACACUGCAGUAUGAGAGUCGGACUUCAGGUCCUUUCCAAGACCGACCAGACCCGUUUUGGAAUGACAAAGUGGAUUUGGCGUUCAUGACCGCGUCCGCGUAUAUGAAGCUUCGGAAGAACCCAUCCGCUGAGCUUUUGCCUGUGACGCCCGUGUUCGCGCAUCAGAUGAACGUGGACAACAAGCCAGGGUACUUCUCAGACGUCAUCGUACAUAGCGACAAAAAAGCUCAUAACGUGAACAUUCUGCUAGACCUGCGCGGAUGUACGUUUGCUUAUAGCGACGAAGAAUCUCUCAGUGGAAGCAAGAUAGUAUUGAAAACUCUUAAAUCUAAAGGCGAAAAUGCGUCAUUCUUUGGAUCUGUGUUAAAAUCUGGGUCGCACUUGGCGUCAGCUCAAAUGGUGCUUGCUAAACAAGCAGAAUGGGCGGCAGUUGACUCGACGACGCUGCUAUACUCCAAGAAAUACAUGCAGGAUGGUGGCAAAGACAUCAUAUUACUAGAGACCUUAGGACGCUUACCACCAUAUCCUAUAGUAGUUAAUACCAGACUAGAAGCUAAAAUUAAGACUGCUAUUAAUAAUGCUCUGCUCACUCUGUCACAGACUGCUGCAUGGAAACAAAAGUUUGCCAAAUUUGGUGUUAUAAAAUUUGUAAGCAAUAAUGAUGAAAACUACAAUGGGCCGGCUGCACAGGUGUGGGCCGUCCAGGGCGAAAAACUCAAUGUUCGGUAUUAUUAGGAUCCUUCUUGUAAUAUCUCUAGUAUAUGUCAUUUAUAUUCUUUAUGUUGAUUAUACUCCAAAACAGUAAGUAUGUUAUUAGGAGUUAUUUUUUCAUAUUUUUUUAAUAAAAAAGCAAAUAAUUAUAGUCA
Molecule: messenger RNA, 1302 nt
Organism: Plodia interpunctella (Indianmeal moth)
Lineage: Eukaryota; Metazoa; Arthropoda; Insecta; Lepidoptera; Pyralidae
Exons: 5
Coding region: 326-1171 (281 amino acids)
Source: RefSeq, a predicted model, not a curated record